AUGGAAAGGGCCAACAGCAGCUCCUGGGAGGGUUUCAUUCUGAUGGGUGUGUCUGACUACCCCCAGCUGGAGAUGAUCUUUUUUGUAGGCAUCCUCUUCUCCUACUUGCUGACCUUGUUUGGGAACUCGGCCAUCAUCCUGCUUUCCAGCCUGGAUGCCCGGCUCCACACACCCAUGUACUUCUUCCUCAGCAACCUCUCCUCCGUGGACCUUGCCUUUACUACUAGCUCAGUCCCCCAAAUGCUGAUCAAUUUGUGGGGAGCAGACAAGACCAUCAGCUACGGUGGCUGUGUGACCCAGCUCUAUGUUUUCCUCUGGCUAGGGGUCACGGAGUGCAUCCUGUUGGUGGUGAUGGCGUUUGACCGCUUCGUCGCGGUGUGCCGACCCCUGCACUACACCACCAUGAUGAAUCCUCAGCGCUGCUGGCUGCUGGCUGCCAUUGCCUGGUUGGGUGGCUUAGGCAACUCUGUGGUCCAGUCAACAUUCACUCUGCAGCUCCCUUUGUGUGGGCACCGGAGGGUGGACAGCUUCCUGUGUGAGGUGCCUGCCAUGAUCAAACUGGCGUGUGUUGACAAGAGUCUCAAUGAGGCUGUGCUCAACAACGUCUGCAUGUUCUUCACUGCUGUCCCACUGAGCAUCAUCCUGAUCUCCUACUGCUGCAUAGCUCAGGCGGUGCUGAAGAUCCGCUCAGCUGAGGGGCGGAGAAAGGCCUUUAACACAUGCCUCUCCCAUUUGGUGGUGGUGCUCCUCUUCUAUGGCUCAGCUAUCUAUGGGUAUCUGCUUCCAGCCAAGACCAACAAGCAGGACCAGGGCAAAUUCAUCUCCCUCUUCUACUCUGUGGUCACACCCAUGGUGAACCCUCUCAUUUACACUCUGAGGAACAAGGAGGUGAAGAGGGCGCUGAGGAGGCUGCUGGGGAAGGGAAGAGAAGUCAGCUGA
Messenger RNA from Dama dama (fallow deer), 939 nucleotides. Its product is annotated as olfactory receptor 2C1. Gene Ontology annotation, cellular component: membrane. Bases 1 to 939 code for a protein of 312 amino acids. NCBI's taxonomy places the organism in Eukaryota, Metazoa, Chordata, Mammalia, Artiodactyla, Cervidae. Gene Ontology annotation, molecular function: olfactory receptor activity; G protein-coupled receptor activity. Gene Ontology annotation, biological process: G protein-coupled receptor signaling pathway. The transcript has a single exon. The record is from RefSeq and is a predicted model, not a curated record.